Messenger RNA from Hibiscus syriacus, 1522 nucleotides. Its product is annotated as hexokinase-1-like. Gene Ontology annotation, biological process: glucose 6-phosphate metabolic process; glycolytic process; intracellular glucose homeostasis. The coding region runs from base 1 to 1497 and encodes 498 amino acids. NCBI's taxonomy places the organism in Eukaryota, Viridiplantae, Streptophyta, Magnoliopsida, Malvales, Malvaceae. Gene Ontology annotation, molecular function: fructokinase activity; glucokinase activity; mannokinase activity. The transcript has 9 exons. The record is from RefSeq and is a predicted model, not a curated record. Gene Ontology annotation, cellular component: mitochondrion; cytosol.
AUGAGGAAGGUUGCAGUUGGGAUAGCAGUGGCAUGUGGGGUAGCGGCGGCAGCGGCGGCGGCCGUGGUUGUUCAUCGGAGGAUGAAGAAGGCGGGGAAGUGGGUGAAAGCAAUGGAGAUGGUGAAAGAUUUUGAAGAGAAAUGCGCGACGCCGCUUUCGAGGCUGAGACAAGUGUCGGAUGCCAUGAUCGUCGAGAUGCAAGCAGGCCUCGCCUCCGAAGGCGGCAGCAAACUCAAAAUGCUCAUCAGCUAUGUCGACAGUUUGCCUACUGGGAAAGAGAAGGGAUUGUUUUAUGCAUUGGACCUUGGUGGAACUAAUUUCCGUGUGUUACGACUGGUACUCGGAGGGAAGGGUCGUGGUAUCAUCAAUCAGCAGUUCGUGGAGGUGUCGAUUCCGACGAGUUUGAUGACAGGGUCUUCAUCGGAUGAGUUGUUUGACUUUAUCGUAGCAAAACUAGCGAAAUUCGUAGCUCAAGAAGGCCCGGAUUUUAAACCGUCUCCUUGUAGGCAGAGAGAGCUUGGUUUUACCUUCUCAUUCCCUGUGGUGCAAACAUCCAUUGCUUCUGGCACACUUCUUAAGUGGACAAAAGGCUUCUCCAUAAACGAAACAGUCGGCCGAGACGUUGUCGAAGAAUUGACCAAAGCCAUGGAAAGACACGGCCUUGACAUGCGUGUUUCAGCUAUGGUCAAUGAUGCUGUUGGGACACUAGCCGGAGGUCGAUAUGCCAACAACGAUGUUGUUGCUGCUGUGAUCCUUGGUACUGGAUCAAAUGCAGCAUAUGUCGAACGUGCGGACGCAAUACUAAAAUGGCAUGGUCCACUACCAAGAUCUGGAGAGAUGGUUAUUAAUAUGGAGUGGGGUAACUUUAAGUCAGCACAUCUUCCAUUAUCAGAGUAUGAUCUUGAACUGGAUGCUGAGAGUUUAAAUCCUGGUGAUCAGAUUUUUGAGAAGGUAAUGUCUGGUAUGUAUUUGGGAGAAAUUGUCCGCAGAGUCCUAAGUUGGAUGGCUAAGGAAGCUGCAUUUUUUGGUGACACAGUUCCACCUAAACUUAAAGUGCCUUUCAUAUUGGGAACGCCAGCCAUUUCUGCCAUGCAUCAAGACACUUCCCCUGACCUCAAAGUGGUAGCCAGCCACAUUAAAGACAUUUUCGAGAUAACAAAUACCUCCCUAAAGAUAAGACGAGUAAUUGUCCAGAUUUGCAGCAUUGUUGCAACACGAGGGGCACGUCUUUCGGCUGCCGGAAUAUUAAGUAUCCUGCGGAAUAUGGGAUGCGAUACGAUCACGGAAGGGGAGGAACGAAGGACGGCAAUAGCGAUGGACGGCGGAUUAUACGAACACUACACGGAAUACCGUAAAUGCUUGGUGAACUGCCUAAACGAACUGCUAGGAAAAGAGGUGUUCGAAAGCGUUGUACUGGAGCUGUCGAAUGAUGGUUCUGGAAUCGGAGCAGCUAUUCUUGCUGCUUCUCAUUCCAAGUAUAUCGGAUGUUAUGACUGAAAAUUGGGGCUGCAAUUCUUGCCAA